GGCAAGUACGUGGAUACGUUUGUGGCUCUAGUUUGAUUCGGGACAUAUGUGGAGCAUAUUACUAAUAUGAGGCCUGAACAGUAAGCACCACAGAACUGCAGGCAAAUCCACAAAAUAUAAUCUGUUCCACUUUUCUGGUUCUUAUAAUCCUACGAAAAUUAUCAUCAUCUUCAUAAUCAUCUGAAAUAGAGUGAAUCCAUCCUUCUGGGAUUCUUCCAACAUCAGAAACAAAGCAUCAUUUCAUUGAAUGAGCUAAGAUUUCACUACUCUUCUUCCAUUGAAGCUUGAGAGACGGAGAAAGAGAGAAAGAGAGUAAGAUCCACUAGAGUUUCUAUCCUCUCAUUCUCUCUUCUUUUACAAUGGAUUUGACUACAAAACUACACCGUAUUGACCUCCGUUCAUCUUUCAUGGCUGGUUCUUCUUCAUCACUUUUUGAUACUGGAAAAACAUCUGUUUUACCUUUGGCUUCUCAAUUUCCUACCAUUAAAGCUUCUACCUAUGGAAACAAAUUUCCCAAAUCUUUAAAAACUACUUCGCAAUCUAACCCUAGGCUUCAAACUUGUCAACUUUCUUCCAAUUCAUCUGCUCUUGCUUGUGAAACUACUAGUCCAAAUGCUCAAACUAGGGAAGAAAUUGAAGCACUUUUUUCUAAAGAUUCAGCGGAUGAGUAUGAGAGAAAAAGGGGAAGUAAGCAAUCUAAUUCUGGGGCUUCAAGUGUUUCUUCUGGGGUUAGGCUAGAAAGCAUUAGUAAGGCUUACAAAGGAGUGACUGUGUUGAAGGAUGUGAAUUGGGAAGUAAAAAAGGGAGAGAAAGUGGGUUUAGUUGGCGUAAAUGGAGCAGGGAAAACUACCCAAUUGAGGAUUAUUGCUGGGUUGGAAGAACCUGAUUCUGGGAAUGUGAUUAAGGCUAAAAACAACAUGAAAAUCUCGUUUUUGAGCCAAGAGUUUGAGGUUUCAAUGACUAGGACUGUAAAGGAAGAGUUUAUGAGUGCUUUCAAGGAAGAAAUGGAGGUUGCAGAGAAGAUAGAGAAGGUGCAAAAGGCUAUUGAAGGAGCUGUUGAUGAUUUGGAAUUGAUGGGGAGAUUGUUGGAUGAGUUAGAUUUGUUGCAGAAUAAGGCACAAGAUGUAGACUUGGUUCAGGUAGAUGCUAAGAUCAAUAAGAUGAUGCCUGAGCUUGGAUUUUUGCCGGAGGACUCCGAUAGGUUAGUGGCUUCCUUUAGUGGUGGAUGGCAGAUGAGGAUGUCAGUUGGGAAGAUUUUGCUUCAGGAUCCAGAUUUGUUACUCCUGGAUGAGCCUACUAAUCACCUAGAUCUUGACACUAUUGAGUGGCUGGAGAAAUAUCUUAACAAGGUGGACGUGCCAAUGGUCAUCAUUUCUCAUGAUAGAGCUUUCCUUGACCAGCUUUGUACCAAAAUUGUGGAAACAGAAAUGGGUGUUUCUAGGACAUUUGAAGGAAAUUAUUCUAACUAUAUCAUUUCAAAGGCAUCUUGGAUUGAAGCUCAAUUUGCUGCAUGGGAAAAGCAACAGAAAGAAAUUGAGCAAACUAGGGACAUAAUCAACCGAGUUGGUGCAGGAGUGAGUGCUGGCCGAGCAUCUACUGCAGAGAAGAAACUAGAAAAGCUUCAAGAUGAAGAGCAAGUUGAGAAGCCUUUCAUAAGGAAACAAAUGAAGAUUGAGUUUCCUGAGCCUAAGAAUAAGGAGGGCAAGUUGAUUCCAAGCGGAAAGAUAGUUGCAACAAUAAAUAACCUGCAAUUUGGCUAUGGAAAUAAUGUACUAUUUCGCAAGGCAAAUCUCACAAUUCAACGAGGGGAGAGAAUUGCUAUAAUUGGUCCUAAUGGGUGUGGGAAAAGCACAUUGCUAAAAUUAAUUAUGGGUUUGGAGAAACCUACUGCUGGUGAAGUUAAAUUAGGGGAAUACAAUGUCCUCCCGAAUUAUUUUGAGCAGAAUCAGGCUGAGGCUCUGGAUUUGAAUAAAACGGUACUCCAAACUGUUGAAGAAGUUGCGGAGGAUCAGACCAUUGAUAAAAUAAAAGGUCUUCUAGGCCGUUUAAAUUUUAAGUCUGACAUGCUUGAUAGGAAGGUCUCCCUUUUGAGUGGCGGAGAGAAGGCACGCUUGGCCUUCUGCAAGUUCAUGGUGAAAGAAUCAACUUUGCUGGUUCUCGAUGAACCUACCAAUCAUUUGGAUAUACCUUCGAAGGAGAUGCUUGAGGAAGCCAUACAAGCAUAUCAUGGCACUGUCAUUACAGUUUCCCAUGAUCGGUAUUUCAUUCGUCAAAUAGUGAACAGAGUGAUUGAGGUUAAGGAUGGAUACAUUCAGGACUAUGUUGGUGACUACAAUUAUUAUUUAGAGAAGAACCUUGAUGCAAGGGAAAAGGAAUUGGAACGUGAGGCGGAGCUUGAAGAGAAAAAUUCCAAAGUGAAAGCGAAAUCCAAGAUGUCUAAGGCUGAGAAGGAAGCCCGGAAGAAACAGAGAAUGAUGGCAUUUCAGCAGGCCAAAGCAAAAUCAAAGGGUUUAAAGAAUGCAAAAAGAUGGAAUUGAGAGGUUAUCUUUUAGUUUUUUGAAUGAAGGUCCUCUCAUCGCUACGAAACUCUUAUGUUGCUUGAACUUCACUCGGGGCUCUUUGAAAGGCGCAUGAUCUUGCACGUAGUUACAAGUUUCGAAAAAUGAAAGAACAAUUACGCCGCAAGUGAAAAUCUAUACUGAAGUUUGAGAUCAGUAAAGUGCAUACAUUUAGCUUAGAACUUGAACAAACAAUUUAUAGAUUUUGUAAAUAGUAAUUUGGUAUCCCCCUUACUCCUUUUAGCAUAUUUCUCCUCCACCCCCCAAAAAAACAAGGAUAUUUCUAACUAGUAUUAUCAUACCUUCAUUCUCUAUUGGUUUACAAGUGACUUUAGUUUCUCUA
Messenger RNA from Amaranthus tricolor (Joseph's coat), 2901 nucleotides. RefSeq names its product ABC transporter F family member 5-like. NCBI's taxonomy places the organism in Eukaryota, Viridiplantae, Streptophyta, Magnoliopsida, Caryophyllales, Amaranthaceae. The transcript has 9 exons. Bases 360 to 2537 code for a protein of 725 amino acids. The record is from RefSeq and is a predicted model, not a curated record. Gene Ontology annotation, molecular function: ATP hydrolysis activity; ATP binding.